Molecule: messenger RNA, 1006 nt
Organism: Amaranthus tricolor (Joseph's coat)
Lineage: Eukaryota; Viridiplantae; Streptophyta; Magnoliopsida; Caryophyllales; Amaranthaceae
Product: CBS domain-containing protein CBSX3, mitochondrial-like
Exons: 6
Coding region: 185-793 (202 amino acids)
Source: RefSeq, a predicted model, not a curated record
AUAUUUUGGAUUAUUUUAUUACACCCAUAAAGCUCUAAACCAUGAAUAUAAAAACCAAAAAGAGUACUCACAUUCACUGAAUCAAUCUCCUCACUUGUUUGUCUCUGCAAUCAAUCCCUCUCUUCAUCAACCCUAACUAAAUCUUCAUCAAUUUUCUCUCGCUUUUCAUCAAUCUCAGGGAAAAAUGCAAGGGGCUGUUAGAGGUCUUCUCUUAAAUGGAAAGAAUGUAGUCUUGCAACAUGUACGCUUGGGAAAUCAAUUUUUGAGACCUGUUGUGUCUGCACGCUUUGAGUCAGCUACACCUGCUCGUAUGGAUGAGCAUGGGUUUGAGAGAACUACUAUUUCUGAUAUCUUGAAAGAAAAGGGUGAAGGGGCUGAUGGCUCUUGGCUUUGGUGCACAACUAAUGACUCAGUUUAUGAUGCGGUUAAGUCGAUGACACAACACAAUGUGGGAGCAUUGGUGGUUGUGAAGCCUGGAGAGAAAGAAUCAAUUGCUGGCAUCAUCACAGAAAGAGAUUACCUGAGGAAAAUCAUAGUACAAGGAAGAUCCUCAAAGUCCACCAAGGUUGGUGACAUCAUGACUGAAGAGAACAAACUCAUUACAGUUACGCCUGAUACCAAGGUUCUGAAGGCAAUGCAGCUGAUGACAGAUAACCGUAUUCGACACAUUCCAGUGAUUGAUGACAAAGGUAUGAAAGGUAUGGUGUCAAUUGGAGACGUAGUCCGUGCUGUGGUUAGUGAGCACCGAGAUGAAUUAGACCGCUUGAACGCCUUUAUUCAAGGGGGUUACUAAAUGAUGACGAUAAAAAUAAUGCUGCGACUUCUGUAUCAGUACAACUUCAAUGACUGGCGUCAUGCCUGUGAAUAUGUAUGCUGUUUCCGCUUGUUUUCUGGUUGCCCAUCUUCCCGGACAUCUUUUGAAUGUCUGAGAAACCGAGACAUGUUUUUUCGAUUAAGUGCUAAUAAAAGGGUGAAACAGAUACUAUGCCUGAUUUGGAGACACCAA